This is a messenger RNA of Macrosteles quadrilineatus (aster leafhopper), 660 nucleotides long. RefSeq lists its product as uncharacterized. The record is from RefSeq and is a predicted model, not a curated record. Lineage: Eukaryota; Metazoa; Arthropoda; Insecta; Hemiptera; Cicadellidae. Bases 98 to 553 code for a protein of 151 amino acids. The transcript is spliced from 3 exons.
CAGAUUGUUAGUCAGCAUCAAACCUUUCUAGAGAAUUUAAUGAGAGUUUAUUUGACUACUAAGCAGUUUCUUAGAUAAUGCUCGAGUUCAGAAUGUCAUGCAGCUGAUGUUUCUUCUCUUGUUUCUCCUGGUAAGGACAAAAGCAGAUUUCAACAGACAAAAGAAGAUAAGCCAACUGCAGCAAGAGCUGACAUAUGAGCUAAAAUCCAACGUCCUUAUCGAGCUCAACAAGCUGAGAGAAUCCGGAAAAACCUUUCCAAGAAGUGUAGCGUUUGGAUUGCUAUCAAAAAUAGCAAUAAUGGAAGCUGCGAAGAUGAAAAAGAAAAUUGUUAGGCUGGCUGACCUUUUGGACCCGAAGGAUAUAAAGGAUGUGAGGAAUAUCGCUUUUGAACUGGAGGGAGCCGAGGUGAAGAGGGCUUUCAAUGCCAUCAUCAGAAAAGAAGAAGAAGGAGGGAUUGCAGCUAGGGCGCUGACGACGUUGGGCGUUGACGUUGUGUCAAGAAGAACUCAGAAUUUCAUUUACAACAUGUUGAGUGAUUUUUAUGCACCAUAAAAACUGGAAGUGUACACUAAAAACCUAUAAGUGACUCUUAGUGAAGAAAUGUUCAAAGCCAAUUAAAUAUAAAAACUCAAAUUACUGUCAGCAACGAUGAUAGAAAC